AUUCUGCUUUAUUUCCUAAAAUCUGGAUGUAAUAACAAUAGCUAUUCUGUUCCCUGGGAACAAAGAUAUUACAAAAAUGAUUAGAAACUUCAGUUCAUCCACAAGGAUCCUUUUUGUGUUGGUCUUCAUCCUGUGUACCGCUGCAGGGCAGAAAACGGGCAACACCUUUACAGAGAAAGGUCUUUCCUUGCUUGGGUACCAUUUAUGCAAUUAUACUGUUGACAAAAAUGUGAACAAAAUGGUUGCCUAUAAAAAAUCAUAUGAAAAGCAAGCACUAUGUGGAGGAUGGAUUCCAUGGAGGGCUUGCACCAAAACCUAUUACAAAGAAGAUUAUCAUCCUGUCAUGGUCCCAGAGGUUUUGAAUCUGACAGAUUGCUGUGAAGGAUAUGAGCAAGUUGGCCUCUACUGUUCCUUACCCUUAAACAGAUCCAGUGAAUUUGCCUCAAGACCUGGUGCCUGUCCAGCAAAGGAUGUGGAAAUGUUAAAUAUUUCAUGCACAUUUGAUAUGGAUUGUCCAGAACGUAAAAAAUGUUGUGACACAUCUAAAGGGGCUGGCUGUUCAGAUCCUGUACUAGAAGAUCAAACAGUGACAAAAUAUUGGUACGAUGUGGCAAUCCUGGUGAAAAUGGAUUUCACUGAGUUAAACAGAGUGGAUCCAAAACUUCUGAAUCAUUCACGCCUUUUGCACUCUAUGAUUACUGGAGCAUUAUGGCCCUUGAACGCCUCAGUGUACCAUAUCCAGACUACAAAGGCAGAACCUUAUACAGAGACAUUAACUUCUCGGGUCCUGAUUGGACUGCAACAGCUGGUUCCGUUGAUGAAUGUUUCUUCAUUGCUGAAGGACAUUGUGAUGCGAGUGUAUGAAGUUAUCAACAUAGUGGUUCAAGACUUUGCUCCAGGUUCACCAAAUGUUCUGCUUAAAAAUAGAAAUUCUUCUGUUUUGGUGACAAAUUCAACAUCUGCAUCACAAGAAACUGGCACAUCAGUAGAUUCUGAAUGCUAUGCUCCGGAUAUUAGAAACCACAGGAUCUUCAGUGUUACCAGCACCGGUUUUGAAGUGUCUUGGAGCAUAAAUUCCAUACGGAACCAUUCAUUCCAAAUAGAAGUAUACAAAGGCAAUCAACUUAUUCAAGCAAUGGAAACCACUGAUACGAAACUAGAUGUGUUCAGUCUGGAAGCAGGCAUAAUGUACAAAGUGAAAAUCAGCUAUGAAGUUUGUGGCAAAAACAUGGUCUCAUAUCGGAACGUGAAGACAGAUGCUAUGAUAUUUGGUUUGACAAUAAGGAUUUUGAAUUAUAACUUCACGGAUCAGUUGCUCAACACUAGCAGUAUAGAAUAUCGGACAUUGUCCAGCAUUUUGAUGACUGAGAUCAGAAAUUCUCUUCCUUCAAAUAUGUCUGCAUUGUACACAAUGGGAAAGCUGAAAGUGCAAUUGGAUUCUCUUAAAGCUGGUAGUAUCAUUGUGAGACUUAAAAUGAUAGUAGAAGACCCACAGUUUCCGAAAGACUUGUCUGCAUUUGAUCCAAUGAUUUCAUCACUGUUCAAAAGUUCUGCAUUCCUUGUUGACCAAAAUAGCACUGUGGUGGAAGACUGGAAUGAAUGUGCAUCGGGAGCAGAGAAUGAUUGCUGUAUGUAUGCAGAAUGUAUCAAUACAAUGGGCUCUUAUAUGUGUAGAUGCAAGACAACCACAGAUGCCAAUCCAUCCCGAUCUGGGAGAAACUGUGAAGGUGAAAUUGUGGAUCCAGUUACAGAAAUGGUGCCCGCAUUGGAAUCAGGUGUUACAGAAGGACUGCCUGUGACAAGUGCCACUACUCUAGCAAUGUCAGAAAUAAAAGCAGUGACUUCAUUCACUUCUAACUCCACUGAGACAAUAAUAUUGCCCUCAAGUGGGACCCAAGAGUCGAGCACUCUUCCAACAGACAAACCCCUGUCAGCAUCUCAGAGAAUGAGCACUUCAGGGUACAUCAUGAGCAAUAACACCUUGAGGACCUCAGAAGCCUCAGCUCUUGUGACAAAAAAGUGGGACAAUGUAACUACAUCAGGGUAUAUCAGGAACAAUAACACCCUGAGUACCUCAGAAACUCUUGUUCUGGUGACAAAAAAGUGGGACAAUGUAACUACAUCAGGGUAUGUCAGGAACAAUAACACCCUGAAUACCUCAGAUACCCCUGCUGUGAUGACAAAAAAGUGGGACAAUGUAAGUACUGCAAAUGAAAAUUUAGUGGAAGAGGGAUCAACAACACAAGAACAUCAUAACUCUUCAUUGUUCAUGUUUCCUGGAGUUUCAAAUACUACAGUUUAUCCUUUUGUGAGACAUGAGUCUGUCAGAGAGACAAGCACGCCUGGCCUUAUAACAGAGAGAAGUUUUCAGAAAGAUGCAACUUCAGCCUUGAAUGUAACACAAUAUCCUGAACUUCAUGCUCUAAACCAUACCCUGAAUAAAGAAAUGAGGAAAGAUAACAGAUCUUGGUCUGAGGAAAAAUCACCCACAAUUUUACCAUCUUCUUCUAAGGAGUAUACAGUUUCCUCCCCUCCCUCAGAUUGUGGUGUGCCCUUUCCAGCUGAAAGAAUUGUUUUUUCCAAUGUAACCAGUACCAGCUUUGAAGUAGCCUGGACCACAAAUGAUACACCAAAUCCCGCUUUCCAUUUUCUUUUGCUCAAUGGAAAGCAGCUUAUACAGGUGGUUAAGACCCAGAGCAGCAACAUGACUAUUUCCAAACUAGAACCUGGGAUUGUGUACACUGUUGAAAUUAUUACAGAAGUUUGUGGAAAGAAAAGUAAACCUGUACAACUUAAAGUAAAGACAGCUGCCCAGAUAUUUAAUGGAACAGUCAGGAUAUCAAAUCUCAACUAUAGUGCAGGGUUCAGCAACACAAGUAGUGAAGAAUACAGAAAUUUUACACAGUUAUUUCUCACUGAGGUCCGUACAUCUCUGCCCUUUAAUAUUCUUCAGAAAAUGGAUGCUGGUAUGAUUAAAAUGUUGAUAACGAGUGUUACUAAUGGAAGUGUAGUGGUAAGCUUCAAUCUCCUGGUUCCAGUAGACACGGACCCAAACAAUGUUUCCAAGUCUUUUCUUCAUUCCUUUCUACACAGCAGCCAUUUCAUGACUGAUAACAGCAGUCUCUCCAUAAAUGAUUAUGAUGAGUGUGUGAGAGAAGAAACAGAUUGCUCUCCUGAUGCAUCUUGCUCUAAUACUUAUGGAUCCUAUGAAUGCAACUGCAAAGAAGGAUUUAUCAGUGUGAAUGCUGAGAGACCUGGAAGAAACUGUGAAGCACUUCUUUCCAACCAUGAUGCUGGAAGUGCACAGACAAAAGACUUCAGCAGCACAGUUUUACCUUUGACAUAUCCGUAUACUUCAAACCAUAUGCCGUCACCUGCUAGAGAUGAUGCUUCUGUCUCCCCAGCCAGAAAUUUGGAGAACAGCACUACAGUUAGUACAGUUGCUACAAAACCAAUAUCAAAUGUUCAUAGUUCACCUCAAGCCUCAUCCUUACCAUUCACUAAGCCUUCCCAGGAGGUUUUAAUUAAGAAUGCAGUCCGAGUGCUCUGCGAGAUUGAAAAAAUUGUCAUCAUCAUCCAAAAGGUCUUUCUGCAGCAAGAAUCUAUCCCAGAAUCCUCCCUGUACCUGGGAAGGCCCUACUGCAAUGUAAGCAUCAGCAAUUCCAGUCAUGUCAUACUUCGGAGUGGGUGGAACGAAUGUGGAACUGAAGUGCAAACUAAUACAACACACACCAUAGUAAAAACAGUUCUUCGGAAUGAUAUGCUUUCCCUAGGGGUCAUCCGCCACCUAAAGGUUAUCAGUCCAAUUCUUUGUGUGUUUCAGAAUGAUCUCUUGUCUUCAUCUGGAUAUACUCCAGAAGGGGUUUAUACCAUUUUUGAGGAUUUACAUGGAUCAGGACAUUUCCUAACAGAAAUGCAGCUGUUCAUUGGAAAUGCUCCAAUUCCCAAAAAUUUCAGCAUCUCUGCUAGCGAUGACCUAAUGAUUGAAGUGGGAAUUCAGAGACACGAUAGCAACCUCAAGGUGGUUGUCAGCGAAUGUUGGGCAACUCCAACUAAUAACUCAAAGGAUCCUUUGUCAUUUCCUUUUAUAGAUGGCAGCUGUCCCCUUCCAAAUACACAAACCACUAUGAUUUCAAAUGGGAUAUCCAACAAAGCCCAAUUUAAGCUGAAAAUAUUUUCCUUUAUCAAUGACUCAGUGGUUUAUUUACACUGCAAAAUCCAUGUUUGUCUGGAAAUUCCUAGGAGCACUUGCAAGGCGACCUGCAGUGGUUUCCGUUCUCAGAGGACUGGGGAAACUGUUGCAAUGCCCAGAACAUCUUGGGGGCCCCUGCGCAAAUCCAAUGAUGAGAAGGAGAAACUUGGUUUAGGAGCAGGCUACAUAGUCCUCAUUGUUGUUGGUGCAUUUGCUCUUAUACUGGGAGUAACAGGGCUUUUAGUUGGCCGACAUCAACGCAAGGCUGGGGCAUACAACUUCAAAAUCAAGUCUGACAAUUUUAACUACCAAGUGUUCUAUGAUUGAACCUUUUAGUUUUUCCACAAUACCAUCAUUGUUGAUAUAACCUACUCAAGCAAGAUAGAACACUUUCAUCAGUGUAAGGAAACAACAGACAUUUAUGGAACAAGUCCUUCAUGAUCAGAGGGGGUGUUGUUUUUCGGUCUUGCAUAUGGACUAUCACUCACACCGGUCUUUGUGCAAGGGUGGGAAGACUCACAUCACGAGUUUCCAUCUGAAGGCACACUUCUUGGACUAUACAGAUGAGAAGCCUUAUUGUAACUGAGUUAGUCUCUAUGUUAUUGUUUAGCUUUCUUGCUUCGUGUUUG
Molecule: messenger RNA, 4821 nt
Organism: Rhineura floridana
Lineage: Eukaryota; Metazoa; Chordata; Lepidosauria; Squamata; Rhineuridae
Gene: UMODL1
Product: uromodulin like 1
Exons: 22
Coding region: 77-4519 (1480 amino acids)
Cellular component (GO): extracellular region; cell surface
Molecular function (GO): peptidase inhibitor activity; calcium ion binding; protein binding
Source: RefSeq, a predicted model, not a curated record